CUGCGAUUUGUCACGAACUUCCCCUCCGCCUCCGAAGCUCCACCAAGCAGUCACCCGGCAUCCUUUCGGCCAGUAUCCAUAGCCGUUUACAGCCAGAACAAGUAUAAAAGGGACGAACCACACGGACGGAAUCCUCUUCUCUCAGAAAGCUACCCUCUACUUCUGUCUACAUUCCCAAACAGUUGUCUAUCAAGAUGGCCAAGAGACUCGUAACUAUCGACGUUAUCAGCGAUACCGUAUGUCCCUUCUGCUUCCUGGGCAAGCGCCGGCUUGAGAGGGCCAUGGCUCGCUUUUCGGACACGCUUGACUUCAAGGUCCGCUGGCACCCGUUCUACCUGGACCCCACCGCCACAGUGUCCAAGGAUAAACUAGCCCACUACCACGCAAAGUUCGGUGAAGAACGGUUCGCGGCUCUCAACGCCAACAUGAAGCGGAUGGCGGCCGCCGAAGGAAUUAACAUCAACUUUGGCGGGCUCGUCGGUCCUACCCGUGACAGCCACCGUUUGACACAUUUCGCACAGAAGAUCAACAAGCAGGAUGAAGUCAUCGAGGGAUUGUUCAAGGCGUACUUUGAGGAUAACAAAGACAUCGCAGACGUUGAGGUGUUGACGAGCGUUGCCAGCGGGGCCGGUAUCAAUGGGGAUGAGGCUAGACAGUGCUUGUUGAGUGGGGAGGGUGGGGACGAGGUGGAUCAGGAGGCCAACAAGCACAGGAGAAGCAUCAAUGGCGUCCCACAUUUCACCGUCAACGGGAAGCAUGAGAUCCACGGCGCGCAGGAUGUGGAAGAGUUUGUUAGGGUCUUCCGGAAGGUGGAAGGAGGCAACUGAGAGUAGAUCGUAGGCAUAGACUUGUACAGUUGGCAUAGACUCCUACAGCCGAACGUUCAAAUGUAAUAUCUCGUGCGCAGAUUCGUGCUUGGUUGUUCAGC
Molecule: messenger RNA, 928 nt
Organism: Fimicolochytrium jonesii
Lineage: Eukaryota; Fungi; Chytridiomycota; Chytridiomycetes; Spizellomycetales; Powellomycetaceae
Product: DSBA-like thioredoxin domain-containing protein
Exons: 2
Coding region: 195-827 (210 amino acids)
Molecular function (GO): oxidoreductase activity
Source: RefSeq, a predicted model, not a curated record